Messenger RNA from Guillardia theta CCMP2712, 1341 nucleotides. RefSeq lists its product as hypothetical. Bases 1 to 1341 code for a protein of 446 amino acids. The record is from RefSeq and is a predicted model, not a curated record. The transcript is spliced from 14 exons. Lineage: Eukaryota; Cryptophyceae; Pyrenomonadales; Geminigeraceae. Gene Ontology annotation, molecular function: sterol binding. Gene Ontology annotation, cellular component: membrane; intracellular membrane-bounded organelle; cytosol.
AUGGACGACAUAGUCUUUGAUAGACCCGGAGCGUUGACUGAAUGCACAGAGAUGGAAGAAGACGGGAGCAAUCGAUCGAUCGACGAGGUUGCGAGGUCCUCUGACCCCAACAGGUUCGUCGUAGAAGAGACCCCAGACCAGAAAUCAGACGCCAAGGCCUCAUGGCAAAUGGACACAACCACCAAGGAACAGGAGCGAAGCUGGAGGGACCUGUUGAAGGGUCUUGCAAGGGGCUGCGAUGUGACAAGGAUCUCGCUGGGAGCGCACUUCCUCCGUCCCAAGUCUACACUCGAGUGCCUGGCUGCUACCCUGCAGCACGGGAAGCUGAUGUCUGAGCUCAACAAGGGCCAGAGUGAGAUUGACAGGAUGAUUGCCGUGACGAAGUUCCAUGUGUCUGGUCUGAUCAAGGAGGUGUUCGACGGGAAGAAGCCCUACAAUCCGAUCUUGGGAGAAACUUCAGCAUGGGCGUUUGACAACGGAAGCACGACUUCCGGGAUUUCCCACAUGAUCUGCGAACAGGCAAGAGCCUGUGACAACCUUUAUUCGACUACUGACUUGCACCUUCAAAAGGUUUCCCACCAUCCUCCUAUCUCUGCGUUCUACAUCCGGAACAAGAGCCUUGCCGUGUCCAUGGAGGGCUACAUGCACACCGGAGCUCAGUUCAACGGGAACAGCAUCGCGAUUCCUUUCGGUCAGAGAACGCUGAGACUGGAGCAAUUCGGGGAGGACUAUAUGAUGACGAUGCCUACCAUGCAGUUUCGGGGACUUUUCUUCGGGGCUCGAGGUGUGGAGUGGACUGGCCCGGUCAUCGUGUGGUGCAAGAAGACUGGCCUGGUAUGCGAGAUGGAGUUCAAACCACUCGGCUUCCUCGGCAUGUGGGGAGAGUGGCAUGCAGGGAAGCUGAGGCGAGACACGAACGAAUCGGAAGAGGUUCUCUACGACGUCAGCGGCCACUGGGACACGAAGCUGAUACUGAGGGACAAGAGCACCGGAGCCGAGCAGGUGCUCUAUGACUACGACGAGUGUCAUGCCAAGGAAGCGCCUCAACGUCUCCAACUGAGCAACCAGCUCCCGACGGACUCGACCGUCUGCAUGCCGCUGAUGGUCUGGGGAAAGGUCACUGAGGCUCUUCUUGCUGGAGACCUCAACGUUGCGAAUAGGGAGAAGCUAAAGGUUGAGGAUGAGCAAAGGGCUCUGCGCGUGAAGGAGGCAGAGCAGAAAGUUCAGUGGACUCCCAAGUGGUUCAAGAAAAAAAAGAAUGGAGAGUGGACAACAAAGUUGGACGAGGCAGAGAAAUAUAUCGAGGAGAACAUGCGCGCAAGCAGCAGCAUCGAUGCCUAA